Necator americanus (New World hookworm) is the source of this 1131-nucleotide messenger RNA. RefSeq lists its product as uncharacterized. Lineage: Eukaryota; Metazoa; Nematoda; Chromadorea; Rhabditida; Ancylostomatidae. The coding region runs from base 1 to 1131 and encodes 376 amino acids. The transcript is spliced from 4 exons. The record is from RefSeq and is a predicted model, not a curated record.
AUGGGUUUCGAAGUCGAACCCUACGUCAUCGAUCAAAGGUCAGAGAAGCUUUCGCAUAUGCCAAGGAAAGCAAAAGUAGAUCUUUUUGCGAAGCCCUUGGAGGAAAGAGAUGAUGUUCUUCGAUUUCCUCGCGAGAAAAGAAGUCACUGGGCAACCCUUGCCCGCGAUCGGAACAAGUGGAAACAUAACAAGUGGAAACAUAAGUGGUGUCCGCUCGAGCAAAUCGAUCAAAGACGGAAGCAUAGCGGUGAUGCUGAUGAGAGCAAAGAAGGUGGCUGCGCGAUAGCUGUGAGGAACGAUUACAACAAGCUGGUGGAGGAAUUUGGCUCAAUGUCGCCUAGAUGCACCAUUCUACGAUUGCGGGAUCGCAGAGGACGUAAAUUCUGGAUCGUAAGUGCUCACACACCUACCAAAACCGCUGUGGACAACAGAAAGAACGCCUUCUGUGAUGAACUCAAUGCGUUUAAGUGUAAAAUACAAAUCCAGCAGGUAGUCAUUGUCGGAAUCGACGCAAAUGCGAAAAUGGAACUCGAACAGCAAUCCGAUGUGCUAGGAAAAUGGCAUUAUCCAGUAGAGUGCACGUCGGACAACGGUGUCCGUCUGGUCGACUUGUGCGAACAGACGGACCUCAUCAUCGCUUCCACGUUUAAGAGGAAUCAUCGAGCUUCAGCUCACGUGCUUGACUAUGUUCUGGCGAGGAACAUUCCUAAGUCAGAUAUCCGAGAAUCUAGAGCUGUUUGGGACGUCGCGUUCGACACUGACCACCGUCCAGUUCUUCUCAGCUUCAAGAUACGGUUCCACAAAAGAAACCGAGGAGUUCCUCUUCAACUGACAAUCGACAUGGUUGGUCUGAAAGAUGAAGAUGAAGUAUACAGAACGAAUUUCCGCCAAAAUGUGUCUAUUCAUAUUGGAGUACGGACCAGGAAGAGGCUUAGCGAUGCUGAUUCCUUCACAAAGUGCAUCCAGGACGCUGCAAAGGAAGCGCUCCCGGUUCUAUUGCCGCGGAAGAAGUUUGCUUUUGUAUCUGCGGAAACAAAUCCCACCUACAAUUCUGUACAUGUCGCGCGCAGCACUGGUGACUUGAACCAGGAAAGACGUCUUAGAAGGAAGUUGCGUCGUCAACUGCAAUAA